AUGUCCGGUCGGCCCAAGGUGAUUGCUCACGAGGCCAAGGGAUUCCCGUUGGACAAUUAUGGCCGCUACCUCUACGACCACAUUGUGCCCGGUACACAGGUGCACACCUUCUAUUCCAAAAACCUCCAACACAGCUACACCAAUCGCAAUCGGCACUGCCAAGUUGGCCCAAUAGAAGUGCUGGGUCAGACAUACGAUUACGAUCAACUUGACCUUGUCUCCACUGUGUUUGUGUUGGCGAAGGAAUUGCAUGGUUUUACUCUCCACAACUUUGGCAGUAAUGGUUCGUCGUGGAAGAGGAGGAUGAAAGCUGUUUAUAGAUAUGUGGCAACAUUUCAGGCUGCUUGUCAGUGGAAGAAGACGUGUGAAUACCUCCACAAUGAGUGCCAGUGCUACUGUCCGUUGGAGAUUUUGCGUACGUGGGAUAGAGAAAGCAUAAACAGGCCAGAGAACUUCUGGACGUCCCAUCCGGAAAUUGAGGAGCACUGCAUUCACAGCUGUUACUACGAGCAGCAGAUAAUGCUGGUGGAUACAGGCGUCUGUCCCUACGCCUGUAACACAGCAACCUAUCAGAAGCACAAUGAGGUGCGCUUUCCCAAUGCUACUGGUUUAGACAGCAUCGAAGUGAACUUCAUUCAAGAUGAUGCAAUUACCCAGAAGACGGAGGAAGAGUUGUUUGGACUGGCAAAGCUCUUUUCUGAGGUCGGUGGAUUAAGUUCAUUUUUCUUCGGCUUUUCUUGCCUUGUGAUAUUUGAACUAUUUGAGUCGUGCGGUCGAUUCUGGAAUAAGUGGUUGCGAAGACAAUUCAAGCAACGACGUAAAAAAAGAAAUUUUUGCCGACUCACAAAGUCCCUAGCAUUUUGUCGUGGCGCUGCCUGCGCACCUCACUGCCUACCCCCUGCAGAGGACAGCCCAAUCUUCCUCUGCAAAAAUGUUCAUCAUAUAUGCCCUUUUAGUGAUGCGUUGCCAACCACCGAUUGUGAUCUCGCUGUGUGGAUGGACAUUGAUGGGGCACUGAUUCCCGUGUCCAUUGAAUGA
Hydatigera taeniaeformis is the source of this 1038-nucleotide messenger RNA. Lineage: Eukaryota; Metazoa; Platyhelminthes; Cestoda; Cyclophyllidea; Taeniidae. The record is from the annotation of a GenBank genome assembly.